AUGGCGGCAUUUGUGGUGCUAUCCGAAGCCUCCAUGCUGGCUUUCGCCGAUAUGUCCAUCCAUGUGAUGUUCGUGUUCCUGCUGGACUUGCCAAUUGUGGUCUUCUUUUGGGUAUUCUUUUUUGGGCAGCACCUCACCUUUGGAGUCUGGGGUCCCAACAUGUGGUUAGACAGGCUCUGCGUGGACCAAACCAACGCCAAAACGAAGGCGGAAGGGAUCGCAGGCUUGCCCACGAUUGUGGUGAACUCUUCAGAACUGCUCGUCUUGUGGGACAAAUCAUACUACCAACGGCUCUGGUGCAACUUUGAGCUGUCGAUUUUCUUCAAAGGAAACGGUCUCAAGAAUCUGCGGCUUAUGCCGUUGUGGCUCACUCCGUGGCUGCUGACGACAAUGUUGCUCUCCUACUUUUCAGCUCGUCUCGUCGCCGUCUUCACCGAGUCUGAUCCCCGGCAUCAAUGA
Symbiodinium sp. CCMP2456 is the source of this 459-nucleotide messenger RNA. The record is from the annotation of a GenBank genome assembly. NCBI's taxonomy places the organism in Eukaryota, Dinophyceae, Suessiales, Symbiodiniaceae.